UAAGGCCGCUGCUUUCAUUGCGUGGCCCUCAUUGGGUCCACACCCUUCCGUAUUUUGGGUGAACAUGUUAUUUGACAUAUGUGGUUUCCGUGGAAGAACCCUAACAAUGCUGAGGUAUCACGAAAGGAAAGUCCCAUAACAGACGCUCCCGAAGCGAACACUGAGCUCCCAACCGGUCGAAACGUACAAGACACCGCAAAGCCGGCAAAGGAUGAAGAAGCCCCGGUCACCCAGCCGUUGCCGGCGGAGAAAGUUGUUCACGACAGCUCUUUGGUCACACAUCCGGCUGGAUCGCAGCCUGAAAUGAGCUCUAGUUCGGACUCUGUGGGACGGCAAGCAGAAGAGAAGGAUGUUCGACAACAGACCUCAGAGGUCCAGGAGAUCCGUCUCGCUGGUAGGAACCAAUCUGCAGAAUCACAGAGUACCAACAAGGAGCGCACGCUGGCAGAUCCUUUCCUCACUCUCACCGAUGAAGGGACCCGUCAAGAUACCGCCAUCCUGGAGCCUACUUCCAAUACUCUGGACGAGACUUGGAGACAGCUGAGUAGUCUGGUCGACUCCUACACUGGGAAUCUGAUCACAGCCGGAGAUGCUCGGCGAGAUGUCUGUGCAAAGAGGGAAAUUGUUCUUCGGCAGUUGGACGUUUUCAGUGCUUCAAAUGGAGGUUUGAUACCACCGGAUCUUCAUGGAGCCCUCUCGAAUCUGCAAGAAGCCGAGCAGAAGCUCCAGGAGGAGGACACGUUGUUAGUCGAGCAGGGCGACCAAAUCGUGGAGCAAGGCACCAGAAUUUUCGGACCAGCGACACAGGCAACCCUGGAUUUCCUUCAACAACAGGGGAUUACUGUGCAGUCUUUGGACACUCGAUCACAAGGCUCAAUUGUAUCGCAGAAUGAUAUACGACGCGACGAGACUACAGAUGCUCGGCUCUAUCUGUCCAAGAAAGGUGACGUCGAUUUACUCCGGGAAAAUUUGAUGGAGCUGGAGGAAGAGCAGAUUCUGGCCGCAGAAGGUGUGAACAAUAACCAAGAAGAACCAGCUAUUCUGGGGGCCCUGGAAUCACGGAAGCGAGACCUGAUGCAACAAUUGGAGGAGGCGGAGGAGACCCUGCUACAACUCAGAGAUAAAUUGCCAGACCGACAAGUCAACAUCCCUGAAGAUCAACUUCGACCUUUAGGGGAAGAAGAGAUGCCUACAACAGAGCCUGCGAACCUUGACCCUGAACACGAAAUCGCACAGGAAACCAUGACCAUUACGGACCUGGACGAGAAUACUCGCCUCAUACCUAGUGGGCGGCAACACAGCCUUCGGCAAAUACUGAACACAGUGACGGACGACAACACCAUCAGAUCCAAUAUCCUUGUGAACGCUUACCUCCUGUAUCAGCUGAGAUUGUUGCCCGAGGAACAAGAGACUUAUACUGAAGCUUUGAAGCGGGCUGCACAAAGCACCGACUUCCCACUGGAGACGGACUUGAGGCAUCUUAUGCUCGGCCACUGGUUCGAGGAUGUGCCGAAAUCCAAAACAAAGUCAAAGCCUAGCAGGCGACGGGUUUUCAGUCAGGAAAAGGGGUCUCUAGCCGUGCAUACGACUCAGUCUCUGAGGACGACUCAACGGCAAAGUGAGCCGCAAAAGGUACAGCAUCGGCUGCCAUUUCACUCUGGAGAUGAACCGGCACGCCGAAGUCUUUCUCCUCGGAAUCAACACCUUAACGAUAGGGCAUCGCUCGGUUGAGAAGAGCAGGUCUUCCCUGUCAUGCGAGACGGCUUCGAGAAUUCGGCGUUUCACGCAAUUAAAUUGGCGUCACUGCAUUUCUGUGCAUCGGCUGCGUUCAUUUGUUCGAUUGUGCUGCAGAUUGUCACAGCUCUCCACCGUUCUCUUCUUUGCUUUGGGUGAUACAUCAUGUAAACUUCCUUGGGCAAGGCACCACCCACACGAUGGGAUCUGUCCCGGUUUGGAUGACCUUGCGCCAUCUCAAGGUCAUGGCU
Molecule: messenger RNA, 1985 nt
Organism: Exophiala xenobiotica
Lineage: Eukaryota; Fungi; Ascomycota; Eurotiomycetes; Chaetothyriales; Herpotrichiellaceae
Exons: 2
Coding region: 79-1731 (550 amino acids)
Source: RefSeq, a predicted model, not a curated record